This is a messenger RNA of Fomitopsis serialis, 1090 nucleotides long. Its product is annotated as isoprenoid synthase domain-containing protein. The transcript has 4 exons. NCBI's taxonomy places the organism in Eukaryota, Fungi, Basidiomycota, Agaricomycetes, Polyporales, Fomitopsidaceae. The record is from RefSeq and is a predicted model, not a curated record. Gene Ontology annotation, molecular function: carbon-oxygen lyase activity, acting on phosphates. The coding region runs from base 1 to 972 and encodes 323 amino acids.
AUGCCAGGAUCAACUCUCCACAAGACUGGUAGUGCCAUCCCGCAAAAGGGCUCCAUCGCAGAUGUGGCCAAAGUGUCUAUCCGGGAAUUCCUGCACAGAAUGAAUGUCGCACUUCCCAGAUUCUCGCGCGACGCGGAGCUCGAGGCCAGAGUGAAGGCGAUUACCCGCACCUGGCCCUUUGAGCAACGUAUCCGGCGGCACAUUGUGACGGGCCUCGUCAUCACUGAGGCGAGCUAUCCACACGUGUCGGACAUCGAAGCCAGGGUAGCCAUAGCGAUCUACACAGCGCUCCUGACCGCGGUAGAUACCCCAGAGCUAUUCGACGCUGUGGGUGCGCAAGACUUCUACCAGCGGAUAUGCGACGGGUCCCUUCGAGACGACAGGGGGAUGCUAGGCGAGUUCGUCAGAGUGAUCAUGAACAUGGGCCAGUUCUAUUCCAGCUUCUGCGCGAGCAGCAUCUUCUCGUCCACGCUGCGCUUCUUGAAUGGCGAGCUGAUCGGGAACCCGGAGAGCAAGUCGUUCGUAGAGCCGAACUCGAAGGCGUUUGUGGAUUUCUCCCGUGGCAUGAACGGCGACGCGGAAGCGUACGCAGCGUUCAUAUGGAGCAAGGGCGACUUGCCAGGCGAGAACACUUAUAUCCAAGUCUUCCCGGAUGCUUGCCUGUAUAUCAACCACGCAAAUGACAUUUUAUCCUUCUAUAAGGAGGAGCAGGACGGCGAGGUCGCAUCGUACAUCCACGCUCGGGCGCGCAUCACGGGCAGGUCCACUAUUGCCACGCUGCGCGAAGUCAUCGACGAGGUCGUAGCCGCUUCGGAGCGCAUCCGUCGCACGCUCGGUGAAGGACCAGCGAGGGAGGCUUGGGACAGUUUUGAGCGGGGAUAUAUUAGGUUCCAUGUGGGCGAUCCUCGAUACCGGCUGCAGGACAUAAUCGGCGCGCAUUGGGAGUACAUGAUAGAUGCGACGACAUUCUAAACUGGUGUGGUUGUUGUUAAGUCCCGUUCAUCGUCAUUUGAGGGCGAGGCCCUCUGUAGACUCUAGACUGGUGUUACUUGGGUCUGUGUUGGACAUAGAAGUACUGCUCAUACAGCGU